AUGGCCGAUAUCCAAGCGACGACAAAUGAGAGACAGACAUCGUUGCAUGCUGCUUCUAGUGAAGGCCGCGUCCAGAUGGCAGAAUUUUUGCUUGACCAUGGUUGCGAUAUGGAGGCAAAGGACGCAGAUGGACAUACUCCGUUGCGUACUGCAUGUGAGAGUAACAAUUUCCAGGUCGCAGCGCUAUUGGCGGAUAGAGGUGCAAAUGCCCAUGACAAUGAAUGGACAGUAUUCGACUUGGCAGAACAACAUGGCACAUUGGAUCUUUUGUUUUCGGCGAUCCGCCAAAAUCCUUGGCUGUGUCAGAAGUGA
Cylindrotheca closterium is the source of this 312-nucleotide messenger RNA. The record is from the annotation of a GenBank genome assembly. Lineage: Eukaryota; Bacillariophyta; Bacillariophyceae; Bacillariales; Bacillariaceae.